UUAAUUUACUAGCCACAAACAAUGCCAGUUUUUCUUAAAUUCUUUUAAAUAAAAUAUAACAAAGAUAGAUUCACAUAUCCCGCACUAAAAUGUAAAAAUGUUUUCCAGCAACAUAUCCGAUCGAAUAACCCCGGAAGAAUUGCAAAAGCUACAAGAAAUAUGCAUGGAACGCCUAAAGAUGGGUGAGUUGCAUACGCUACGAAAUGAUGCCAAAUUGCGGGCAGUCAACAAUACCAAAAAUUAUGAGGAAUUCAAGGACAUUGUGGAUGCGGCCCAUUUGAAACCCAUAUCAAAGGCAGACAAGAUGAAUGCGAAAACCAAAAACCGCCUUUGGAAUACAGCAGCAGCGGAAAACGAGGAAUAGAAUAUUCUCUGCUAUCACAAAUAGUUAAAAACACUUCAAAAAUAAAUAUCUUGCGCUUGACAUAA
Molecule: messenger RNA, 429 nt
Organism: Stomoxys calcitrans (stable fly)
Lineage: Eukaryota; Metazoa; Arthropoda; Insecta; Diptera; Muscidae
Product: coiled-coil domain-containing protein 103
Exons: 2
Coding region: 98-364 (88 amino acids)
Biological process (GO): epithelial cilium movement involved in extracellular fluid movement; determination of left/right symmetry; inner dynein arm assembly
Cellular component (GO): outer dynein arm
Source: RefSeq, a predicted model, not a curated record